AUGACUGCCUGUUGGCCCCUUGUCAUCUUCUUCCACAUCAAUGAUGUGAGUGCAUACAAUGCAUUCGUGAUGUGGCGAGAGAUAAACAAAGACUGGAAUGGGGAGAAACUGAGCCAAAGGAUGAUUUUCCUGGAGCAGCUUGGUAAUGCACUGGAGAAACCUCAGAUUGAGAGAAGACCGUGCCUUCCAAGAGCAUCAACAGCUGCUGUAGCUGUUGUGAGAGACAUACAGACAGAAACAAACACCCAAAUUCCUCCAGUGGCACAAACAGCAGGCAAGAAGCGUGGUAGGUGCCAGGUAUGCCCCACCCUCAAUGACUCUAAGACUAGCAUGACCUGUUUGAAAUGCAAGAAAUGUGUCUGCAAGGAGCAUGCACACACUCUCUACACAUCCUGUAGAUGGGUAAGGUUUCCUGAACAAAUCACAAUCCUCAGAGGAAAUCACGAGAGUAGACAGAUCACACAAGUGUACGACUUCUAUGACGAGUGUCUAAGAAAAUAUGGAAAUGCCAACGUCUGGAAGAACUUCACAGACCUGUUUGACUAUCUGCCUCUCACUGCACUCGUAGAUAACCAGAUUUUCUGCCUCCAUGGAGGGUUGUCUCCUUCAAUAGACACGCUGGAACACAUCAGAGCGCUGGAUCGCCUGCAGGAGGUUCCACAUGAGGGUCCAAUGUGUGACUUGUUAUGGUCAGACCCAGAUGACCGCGGUGGUUGGGGAAUCUCACCCUGUGGUGCCGGUUAUACAUUCAGACAGGACAUUUCUGAGACUUUCAAUCAUGCAAAUGGCUUAACUUUGGUUUCCAGAGCCCACCAGCUGGUGAUGGAGGGAUAUAACUGGUGUCAUGAUCGCAAUGUAGUGACAAUCUUCAGUGCACCGAACGAUUGUUAUCGUUGUGGAAACCAGGCAGCCAUCAUGGAACUGGAUGACACAUUGAAAUACUCCUUCUUACAGUUUGACCCAGCACCACGCAGAGGAGAGCCCCACGUGACGAGACGUACGCCAGACUACUUCCUGUAAGGGACGAUGGCGGGAAUGGAAGCAAGCUGCACAAGAGAUGGGGACAAUCAGUCUUAAGCAAAGUGUUUGCCAUAUUUAGAAUGAAAUCCAGACUUUCAUAUCUAUCUAAACACCACUAAUGCUCCCAAUUCUUUAGCAAACUGUGCAUGUUUUAACUGCAAAGAAUAACUGUCACUUUAAACAGUACUGUUACAACACCUGCUGGUUUGUCAAGACAUACUUAUUCAUCUUAAGGUUUUUAAAGACCUUAAUAAUGAACAAAGUGUUUGUUCAUAAAAAUCUUAUAAGAUACAUCUUUCAUUGGGCAUGACCUCAA
Molecule: messenger RNA, 1336 nt
Organism: Nothobranchius furzeri (turquoise killifish)
Lineage: Eukaryota; Metazoa; Chordata; Actinopteri; Cyprinodontiformes; Nothobranchiidae
Source: RefSeq, a predicted model, not a curated record